Molecule: messenger RNA, 459 nt
Organism: Penicillium digitatum Pd1
Lineage: Eukaryota; Fungi; Ascomycota; Eurotiomycetes; Eurotiales; Aspergillaceae
Product: Aminotransferase, class V/Cysteine desulfurase
Molecular function (GO): catalytic activity; pyridoxal phosphate binding; molybdenum ion binding
Source: RefSeq, a predicted model, not a curated record
AUGUCUCUUUUGAUCGUAUCUAGGUCGUCAAUCAACUGCCUCAACGAAACAAUCAAAGCAAACAUCAAGCAUACCUCCGGCGUGAGCAAGGCCAUCGGUGCAGAUUUGUUCAAGAGCAACAUCGUUGUUGCUGAGCGGGUCUGUCAGUCAGCUCAUGCCGAACACCCCUAUGCCGAAGACCACUGGUCAUCCAUUCGAAUUGGGAAAGACCAGCUCCUGUUUGAUACCAUUGACCCUUGCCAGCGCUGUCAGAUGCUAUGCGUUGACCAGGUUACCGGCGCACAACGCAAUGAAAUCUUGGCUGCGCUGCCCAAGAUACGAAAGGUCAAUGGGAGAAUCCAGUUUGGUAGAUAUGCGACAAUGUCGACAGAGGAUGGUGAGAACGUUGAGAGAAAUGUUCCAGGAAGCGGGACUAUUAUGGUGGGAGAUGUUGUGUUGCCAUCAAAUCAGAAGAACUAG